Molecule: messenger RNA, 2065 nt
Organism: Diabrotica virgifera virgifera (western corn rootworm)
Lineage: Eukaryota; Metazoa; Arthropoda; Insecta; Coleoptera; Chrysomelidae
Exons: 3
Coding region: 726-1544 (272 amino acids)
Source: RefSeq, a predicted model, not a curated record
CUUUCUCUCUUGCCGGUCCAAGUAUUAGGCAAUCCAAACCACGUGACCUCUGGUUGGCACACAAACUAACAAAGAGGUUAUGUUUGUAUCUAUUUUUCAAUGAUUUUUCAUUGUUUAUCGUCGUAUUUUGUCUAUUUUGGAUGCAUUUGGAUUUCGUUUCCUGUUUUUGUCAACUUUAUAAACUUUACCACAAUGCAAACUGAUUAUUUAAGGAAAUUAUUAUUGGAAACUCCAGAUGUUGCGAGAAAGGUAGAAGAUAUUUAUUGAAGCUGAAAAUAAUUGGGGAUUUAGAUCCAUACGCAAUUCAGUCAGAAUUGGAUUUUACAGUAAAGUGCAGACCAUCAAGUUACUAUUAUAGAUAUUUAUACAUAUCUGGUGGAAUCUCGGAGUUGCUACUCUAAGCAGCAGAUGAAAGCAUACAAAAGCCUUCAGGCACAUAAAUAUUUUACAGCUGGAUUUGUUUUGAAUGGAGUAAAAAUUGUUAAUGAUUUCCUGAUUUCCAUAUUAUUGUUGGAAAGGUGAAGCAUUUCCAAAAAUCUAAUGCUAAACGACUAAAUGCUUGGGUAGGGUGAUAGCCAGUUCUGAUGACAUAGCAAAUGCAGAUUGUAUGUGUAUGGCUGGUAAUAGUGAAGUCUGCAGCAAUCCUAUUUUUAGCUGAGUAUGCCCAGGGCAAGACAGACGAAGAAGAACCCAAUGCAUGUAUAUGACCUCAUGACCACAUUGUAAUGUACGCAGAUGACUCAUCUGUGAUUGUAUCAGCACAUACAUACGUAGAGCUUCAAAAUAGAGUGUCAAGGGUUAUCAGAUUAUUCCAAACAUGGUGUACACAAAACUUGCUACAACUGAAUAUUGAUAAAACAUCGUAUAUACAUUUUAGAUGCAAACGAAAUAUGCCAGUUGUGUCUAUUCCUGAAAUUGUAAAUAUUCCAAACAUAAAAUUUUUAGGUGUAUUCUUGGACCAGUUUAUGAGUUGGGAUGUUCACGUUGAAUAUGUUAAUAAGAAACUAAAUUGUUCAUUCUAUGCUUUAGUACAGUUGAAGAGAACACUCAGUAUUAAAACUCUCAUUAAUGUAUAUUAUUCUUUGGUUUAUUGUCACCUUACUUAUAAUGUUACGUUAUGGGGUAAUUCCACAAAAUCAGACACAGUGUUUAUUAAACAGAAGAGAAUUAUUAGACUUAUCUUCAAUAUUCCUUUUGGGCAUACUUGUAAGCAAGUUUUCAUUAAUAACAAUAUCUUACCGUUGCCUUCCAUAUAUAUCUUGAAAUCCAUAUUGUAUAUUAAGCAUAAUUUACAUUCAUUCAAGAGAAAUUCUGAUUUGCAUGCAUACUCAACUAGGAAUGCCAAUCAGUUUGUUACUGUUGGUCACAAACUAUCCAAAUUUGAGAAGUCCACAGAUUAUGUGGGGGUCAGGCUAUAUAAUCAUCUUCCAAAUGAAGUUAGAUCUUUGCAUCCGGUGAAAUUCAAAAGAGUUGUGAAAAGUAUACUAUGUAAACAUGCAUUCUACAGUGUAGAAGAAUACUUAGCAACUAGAUUGCUGUUAUGAGUUCUGUCUAAUAUUAAUAAUUUUCAUAUUUAUCAAUGUACAUUAUGUUAAAUCUAAAAUUUAAGUGUAUGUAUAGGUAUUUGAUUAUGUGUCUGUGACUAUAUUGUGUUGUAUAUCUGACGUGUAUAUCCAUCUUUAUGAUGGCAGCUGUAAAGCUAUACCAAUAAAGUAUUCUAUUCUAUUCUAUUCUGUACAUAUGUUACAGCUACAUGGUUUGGAGAUAGCAACAUACGCAUUCUCUGAUGAAAAACUAAUGAGUUUUGAAACUGUUCGGUCAGAGUGCUUCUUGUGCUCACUAAACGAACUGAAAUAUAAGAUGGCUUUGGCAUUGUGUUGCAGCGAUAUGAAAAUGUUUAUUCAUUUUUAAUUAUAAUGUACUUCUUCAUCAUGAGUAAUUAUGUAUUGGUCUUUUAAAUGUGUAUUUAUUUUUGUAAUUAGUAUCAACUUGUAAUGAUAAUAUACAUUUAUCGUUUAAGGUAUGACUAUGUUUUGACUCUAAAAUAAAUGAUUUAAAAAUCGAA